Centruroides sculpturatus (bark scorpion) is the source of this 1837-nucleotide messenger RNA. RefSeq names its product cytochrome P450 4c3-like. The record is from RefSeq and is a predicted model, not a curated record. The transcript has 11 exons. Gene Ontology annotation, molecular function: oxidoreductase activity, acting on paired donors, with incorporation or reduction of molecular oxygen; heme binding; monooxygenase activity. Bases 274 to 1797 code for a protein of 507 amino acids. NCBI's taxonomy places the organism in Eukaryota, Metazoa, Arthropoda, Arachnida, Scorpiones, Buthidae.
AAAGGAAGUCCUGUUUCGGUCGGCCUAACUGACUCGGGUAAAACUUUCAGGUUGCUGAAAUAGAAAAUAGUAAUAUUUUAAAUAGAUUUGAUUUUCCAAGGUCUGUUUUUUGUUUUUAAAAAUUUAAUAACGAAUUAGAUUAAAAAUACAUAAUUACUAGAAGGGAAAAAAGCAACAUUUUGCAAGUGUUCAUAUUUGAUAUGUAGAGGAAGGUCAUUUUUUAUUGAUCACGAUAACAGCAGCACUUCAUAUCAUCACGUUACUUCAUUCAAGAUGUUGAUUUGGAGCGUAUUAUUACUUCUUUUCGCAUUAAUAAUUUUAUGGAGAUAUGUUUUCGAAAUAAUUAAACUUAGAAGAAAAUUAUCUUCAUUUCCUGGGCCUAAGUUGGAUAAUUUCCUUCUAGGAAAUUAUAAUCUUUUCUCGACAAAAGGAACGAACAUUCCUUUCCAUAUCCAAUUUCCGAUGACGUUAUUAUCCUUGGCUUCAACUUAUCGAGAACAUGGAUUAUGUCGUAUUUGGGUAGCUGUUGAUCCUUACGUACUGAUUUUUUCGGCAGAAACUAUUGAACCCAUUUUAAACAGUCACACGUUAAUAACUAAAGACGAUACAUAUAAACUACUUCAUUGUUGGCUAGGGACGGGUUUAGUAACGAGUACUGGUAAUAAGUGGAAAAUCAGAAGAAAAAUGAUUACUCCGACAUUUCAUUAUCGAAUUCUUGAUCAAUUUCUUCCGACGUUCGACAAAAAUGCAAAGAUAUUCGUUAAAAACCUUGAAGAAUAUGAAAGUGAGGAUUGGAUAGACAUUUUACCAUUAGUUACUCUUUGCACUUUGGAUAUAAUCUGCGAGACGGCGAUGGGAGUUGAAAUAAAAUCACAGGACAAACAGUGCAUGGAUUAUAUUGAAGCUCUGCAAGAGUUUUCUAAUAUACAUUUAGAAAGAUCUAUGACGCCAUGGUUAUUUAAUGAUUUUAUUUUUAAUCUCACAUCUAAUGGGGCUAAACUAAAAAGAACUUUGUCUGUACUUCAUGGCUUAACUAGAAAGAUCUUAAAACAAAGAAAGGAAGAACUGAAAACGUCAGUCGAUAAUUUGACAGAUUCCUCUAUUGGAGAAAAGAAAAAAGAACCUCUUCUUGAUACUUUGAUUAAGCAUCAGUUUCAAAAUAAAGAUUUCACCGACCAAGACAUUUGUGAAGAAGUUGAUACUUUCGUAUUUGCAGGUCACGACACAACUUCAAUGGGCAUAUGUUGGGCACUUUAUCAUCUAGGGCUCCAUCAAGAUAUUCAAGAAAAAGUGUAUGAAGAACUCCAAGGAAUAUUUGGAGACGAUAAAGAUAAAACAUUAACUGCGGAUGACAUUAGAAAAAUGAAAUAUUUGGAAUGUGUCCUAAAGGAAUCACAACGAAUUUCUCCAUCCGUACCGUUAAUUGGACGUUCGUGUACAGAAGAUUUCAAAAUCAAAAACUAUACGAUUCCUCGAGGUACAUCUUUCAUGUUGUUUACUUAUGCAUUACAUCGCGAUCCGAAAGUAUUUCCCAAUCCAGAAGUGUUUGAUCCGGAUAGAUUUCUCCCAGAAAAUUGCAUCGGAAGACAUCCAUAUUCAUUUAUUCCUUUUUCUGCUGGUUCUCGCAACUGUAUUGGUCAAAAAUAUGCUAUGAUGAAACUGAAGACAAUUGUUAGCAGGGUUAUUAUGAAUUAUAAGGUUGAAUCAAUAGAUCCUCCAGAAGAUAUACUUUGCAGUUUCUUGCUGGUUCUUAGACCUGAAGGACAAUUAAAAUUGAGAUUGAAAAGAAGAAAAUAAUACAUAAAAUUAUUUCUAAAUAAGAAAUCGCUUUAAUAAU